AUGGGUGGUAGUGGGUUGCCCGAUCGCGGCGGCCAAGGUUUUGUCGGAGGCUGGCCGAUUCUUGAUUGGUUGGUCUUCGGCCGCGUGCAGAUCCUUGAGACCCGCCCCAUGCGCUACUUUAAGUGCAUGGGGUUGGGACACGCCCGACAGCUAUGUCCCUCCCAGACGGACCGCAGCGAGUUGUGCUUCAGAUGCAGCAGCACGGGACACAAAGCGGCGGAAUGCACGGCUGACGCGCGUUGCGCGGUCUGUGACGAGAAUGGCCGAGAUGCCAACCACCACAUGGGGGGGAGGAACUUUAAUCCUCCCCAAACGAGAGGGAAGACAGCCGCCGGGGUCCUUGUCCCCUUGGUAGCAGAGGAGCACCAGGAAGCGAAUUUAAACCACGCCGCUGGGGCGCAGGAUCUCUUCCAUCAGUCCCUAGCGUCGUGGAACAUCGAUGUUGCGGUCGCCGCGGAGCCCUACUGGGUCUCCCCCCAAGCCCACUGGGCAGGGGACGCUGUGGGUGACGUGGCGAUUGUCUGUCGGACGGGGCCCACCGCAAAACCUCUCCUGCCACGGGAGCGAGGUCCUGGGUUCGUGUCGGCCGUCUGGGAAUACGGGAUAGUGGGCGUAUACAUUUCGCCCAACCGGCCCCUGUCGGAUUUCGAGGCGUACCUCCGCGUGUUGGGACCGGUGAUUCAGAGGCUUGCGCCGCUUCAGGUCAUCCUCAUGGGCGACCUGAACGCCAAAUCACGGUCCUGGGGCGGGAACGCCACCGAUGUCCGAGGCCGGGCCCUAGAGGACUGGGCGGCGGAAGUCGGACUGUCGGUCCUGAACACCGGGACAGACUACACGUGCGUGCGGCCGCAGGGCAAUUCAAGGGUGGACGUUUCUUUCGCCACCCCUGUGGUGGCACGCCGUGUGGUCAACUGGCGGGUAAUGGAGGAGGAGACACUCUCGGAUCACCUGUACAUCCGAUUUGAGAUCUCCCCCUCCCUGAGCCCUAAUGCUCCUCGUCAGUCCGGCCGCUCGGCCUUUCCCAGAUGGGCUAUCACCAAGCUGGACAGAGAAAAGGCUGAGGAAGCCGCCAUUGUCCAAGCUUGGUGCUCCAAAGGAAGGACCCCUCCUCCGGACGCCGAUACCGGUGCCACCCGCCUCCGCGCGGCUCUGACGGUGACCUGCGACUCUGCGAUGCCGAGAGCCUGUUGCGCGCCAAACCGACGGCAGGUGUACUGGUGGUCUCAGGAGAUAGCGGAUCUCUGGGCCACCAGCAACGCUGAGAGAAGAGCCUACACGCGCCACCGCCGACGCGCAUCACGCGAUCCAGCGGAGGAAGCCCGCCUCUACGAGGUCUUCAAGGAGGGUAAGCAGAUCCUCAAUGUGGCUAUCCUGGAGGCCAAGGCGGAGGCUCACAACUCCAUGCUGGAGGAGCUCGAUGCGGACCCGUGGGGGCGCCCAUACCGUGCUGCGCGCAACAAGCUGCGCAGCCAAUCAGCGCCCAUCACGGAGACUAUGGAACCGGACCUCCUUCGGCAAGUAGUUGGGAGCCUGUUCCCCGAGCAGGGGGGCCAUCGUGCCCCAGCCCUUCCCCAGCCGAGGAAUCUUCAACCGGAGCCUCCGAUUCCCCCAGAUCCUUCGCCUGGUCAUGCGGGUGGAGGAGAACGAGGAUCAGAGUAG
This is a messenger RNA of Ostrinia nubilalis (European corn borer), 1659 nucleotides long. RefSeq lists its product as uncharacterized. NCBI's taxonomy places the organism in Eukaryota, Metazoa, Arthropoda, Insecta, Lepidoptera, Crambidae. The record is from RefSeq and is a predicted model, not a curated record. Gene Ontology annotation, molecular function: nucleic acid binding; zinc ion binding; catalytic activity. The transcript has 2 exons. Bases 1 to 1659 code for a protein of 552 amino acids.